Fonsecaea multimorphosa CBS 102226 is the source of this 1425-nucleotide messenger RNA. RefSeq names its product ATP-dependent rRNA helicase RRP3. The coding region runs from base 1 to 1425 and encodes 474 amino acids. The transcript has a single exon. NCBI's taxonomy places the organism in Eukaryota, Fungi, Ascomycota, Eurotiomycetes, Chaetothyriales, Herpotrichiellaceae. Gene Ontology annotation, molecular function: nucleic acid binding; RNA helicase activity; ATP binding. The record is from RefSeq and is a predicted model, not a curated record.
AUGCCGCCGCUCAAGAAACGAAAGUUGAGUCAUGAUGUAACCUCCUCCGACGAUAAUCGAUCGCCCACCGGGUCCGAAACCGCACCGACCAGCGAUGCUGAGGAAGAAAUGCAAGCGAAGUCCACGAAGCCAACCACGUUCAAAGAACUAGGAAUAAUUGAUUCCCUGUGCGAAGCAUGCGAGAGCCUUGGGUACAAAGCGCCUACGCCGAUUCAAGCCGAAGCAAUACCGUUGGCGUUGCAAGGUCGGGACCUCAUUGGGUUGGCAGAGACGGGGAGCGGCAAAACGGCUGCCUUCGUCCUUCCCAUUCUUCAGGCACUCAUGGACAAACCGCAACAACUCCAUUCUUUGAUCCUGGCGCCAACACGAGAACUUGCAUACCAGAUAUCUCAGGCGGUGGAGGCUCUGGGUUCGCUGAUCGCAGUCCGGUGCGCCGUGCUGGUUGGUGGCAUGGACAUGAUUCCUCAAGCGAUUGCUCUGGGCAAGAAACCUCAUGUCAUUGUUGCCACGCCGGGACGUCUGCUGGACCAUCUGGAAAACACAAAGGGGUUCUCAUUGCGCCAGUUGAAGUACUUGGUCAUGGACGAAGCCGAUCGAUUGCUUGACUUGGACUUUGGGCCGAUCUUGGACAAGAUUCUGAAGAUAAUACCAAGAGAAGGGAGAAAGACAUAUCUGUUUUCUGCUACAAUGUCAAGCAAGGUCGAAUCGCUCCAACGAGCAUCGUUGUCGAAUCCCCUUCGUGUGGCGGUCUCCCAGGACAAAUACCAGACUGUAUCGACGCUGAUCCAAUCAUACCUCUUCAUCCCUCACAAGCACAAAGACCUCUAUCUCAUACAUGUUUUGAACGAGCUGGCCGGUCAGACAGGGAUCAUCUUCACACGCACAGUCAACGAAGCACAGCGAAUCUCGAUCCUCCUGCGGACCCUUGGCUUCUCAGCUAUCCCCAUCCACGGCCAGCUGUCGCAGCAGGCGCGAUUGGCUGCUCUCAACAAGUUCCGCGCAAAAUCCCGCAAUCUAUUAGUUGCUUCUGAUGUGGCGUCACGAGGCCUGGACAUUCCUUCUGUUGAUCUCGUGAUCAAUUUUGAUCUUCCCCACGAUAGCAAAACAUACAUCCACCGAGUUGGGCGGACGGCGAGAGCGGGUAAGAGCGGCAAGGCGAUUUCUUUCGUCACUCAGUAUGAUGUGGAAUUGUGGAUGAGGAUUGAGGGCGCACUAGGUAAGAAAUUGAAGGAGUACGAGACGGUCAAGGAAGAGGUCAUGGUAUUGGCGGAGCGGGUGGGAGACGCCCAACGGGCUGCCGCCAUGGAGAUGAAGGAGCUGCAUGACAACAGGGGCAAGAAAGGUGCAACCCUGCGGCACAAGCGGACGGGAAAGGGCGUGGGCGGAAAGCGGAGUCGAGAUGAUAUGGACCAAGACGAAGGGUAG